UGUAUUCUCCUUGAAGGAUAGCCUGAGUGGGAAUCUGAGGAGAAUGAACCUUUAUUUAUUUAUUUUUUAAAACUCAGAUUAAGGAUUUAAAGUUAGGGAUUGAAAAUUUGACUUUGCUGUAGGUUCUGUUGUCAGAGUUGAACUGUCCAUCAAAUUCUAAAGCAAGGGUGAGAACCUCUGUUAUGGUCUUCUGUGUCUUUAAGAAUUGUUUCUUCAGGCUUCUGUUGGGCUGGGAGGCCUUUUAGGAUGCUGAAAAGACCAACCCCAUUGUUAAUUAGCAUCACAAAGCGCUAGGUGGAGUGGUUUAGAGCAGGUUUUGUGUUUUGCCUUAUUAAGUGGCCUGGCUCUUAGUUUUGGAGUCAAGGAAUCUAGAAUGAACCACAGGACUUGGCUCCUCCAGGAGCUUGCUAGAGGGAGAAGGGGCAUCAGUGACAUUUUAUGUCGUGAUGUCUCGGGAGACAGAUGUGGAGUGUCAGCAGUCCCAUGGCAGUGCCUCCCCGCAGUCCCAUGCCAGCGGUACCUGCUCUCAGUCCCAAGGCAGCUUCUCGCAGUCCCAUGGUCCCUCCUCACAGACACACGGCUCCUCUUCACAGUCUCAGGGCAUGUCCAGCUCCUCCACCAGCACAGUGCCCACGUCCAGCCAGUCUUCUCACUCCAGCUCGGGCACGCUCAGCUCCUUAGACACAGUGUCCACUCAGGAACUGUGUUCUAUUCCCGAGGACCAAGAACCUGAGGAGCCUGUCCCUGCUCCCUGGGCUCGAUUAUGGGCCCUUCAGGAUGGAUUCUCUAAUCUUGAGUGUGUUAAUGACAACUACUGGUUUGGGAGGGAUAGAAACUGUGAAUACUGCUUUGAUGAGCCCCUGCUGAAAAGAACCGAUAAAUACCGGACUUACAGCAAGAAACACUUUCGGAUCUUCAGAGAAAUGGGUCCUAAAAAUUCUUUCAUCGCAUACAUAGAAGAUCACAGUGGAAAUGGAACCUUUGUAAAUAGAGAGCUUGUAGGGAAAGGAAGACGCCUUCCUCUGAGUAACAAUUCUGAAAUUGCACUUUCAGUGUGGAGUAAUAAAGUUUUUGUAUUUUUUGAUCUGACUGUAGAUGAUCAGUCAGUUUACCCUAAGGAAUUAAGAGAUGAAUACAUCAUGUCAAAAACUCUUGGAAGUGGUGCCUGUGGUGAGGUGAAGCUAGCUUUCGAGAGGAAGACAUGUAAGAAAGUAGCCAUAAAGAUCAUCAGCAAAAGGAAAUUUGCUAUCAGCUCUGAGAGAGAGGCUGAUCCAGCACUCAAUGUUGAAACAGAAAUAGAAAUUUUGAAGAAACUAAAUCAUCCUUGUAUCAUCAAGAUUAAAGACUUUUUUGAUGCUGAAGAUUAUUACAUUGUUUUGGAAUUGAUGGAAGGAGGGGAGCUGUUUGACAGGGUGGUGGGAAAUAAACGCCUGAAAGAAGCUACGUGCAAACUCUAUUUUUACCAGAUGCUCCUGGCUGUCCAGUACCUUCACGAAAAUGGCAUUAUUCAUCGGGACCUAAAGCCAGAGAAUGUUCUACUCUCGUCUCAGAAAGAGGACUGUCUUAUAAAGAUUACUGAUUUUGGGCAGUCUAAGAUUUUGGGGGAGACCUCUCUCAUGAGAACCUUAUGUGGUACCCCCACCUACCUGGCCCCUGAGGUUCUUAAUUCCUUUGGGACUGCUGGAUAUAACCGUGCUGUGGACUGCUGGAGUUUAGGAGUUAUUCUUUUCAUUUGCCUUAGUGGGUAUCCACCUUUCUCUGAACAUAAGACUCAAGUGUCACUGAAGGAUCAGAUCACCAGUGGAAAAUACAACUUCAUUCCUGAAGUCUGGGCGGAGGUUUCAGAGAAGGCUCUAGACCUCGUCAAGAAGUUGUUGGUUGUGGAUCCGAAGGUGCGUUUCACGACAGAAGAAGCUUUAAGACACCCGUGGCUUCAGGAUGAGGACAUGAAGAGAAAAUUUAAGAAUUUGCUUUUUGAAGAAGAUAAGUCAACAGCUCUGCCCCAGGUCCCAGCCCAGUCAUCCACAAGUCGAAAGCGGCUCCACGAAGGGGAAGCAGGAGACGCCGACACCACAAAGCGCCUGGCUGUGUGUGCGGCUGUCUCGUGAACACCGGUUGGCCACGAAAGAAAUGUGCCUUCUUGAACCGUGCUGUCAUUUUGUUUAAAUCUGUUGUAUAUAUUUUGUAUUUUCAUGAUGGGAACAAUUGCUUUUCCACAAUCAUUGAUACAGAAUUCAAAACCUAAUGGAACCUGGGCUUCGUGCUUCUGCCUGUAGGUCAGCCCUUACAUACCUUCAGUGUGUAUGUCUUUGAAGUUGUUAUAUGCCUUUUGUCUGGUGCUCCACCUUGGCUGUAACCAGGCAGCUUGGUGAGCUGUGUACAGAUUCUAAAGGCCACUCAGAAAGUUGCAGGGAAAAGGGCACAGUGAGUCGCAGUGGGGUUUGUAGAGACUGGCUGCCUCCCUCCUCACUAGAUGGUAGGUACCUUGGUGCAUAUACCACGGGCCAGCUUUAGAGUCACAUUCUCACCCUCAUAGUCCCUGAAACCAAAGGGCCAGAUGAGGUGCAAAAUUUUAAAACUUCUUGAUUUUAGCAAGAGGACCAGGCACAUUGACUAUGUUAUACAUAAUACCCAGUUGAGCCAAACGCUUCAAUAUUUCUGCAACAAAUAUCCACAGGAAGAGGACAAGGAAAACUGUAAGUAACCUCUUGUCCCCUCAGGUCAGUCUUUUCUGUCACAUGAGUCAUAGAGGACUCUACAGUUUCAGAGCUGUUCAGAUUUUGGAAAUGCAGAUAAGGCAUGUGAACAUGUCAUGUUGACCCAAUGAUGACUGAAGAGGCCCUGUGUAAAGCCCUUUCCUAGGUUGGUCUUGUCUAGUCCUCAGUGAUUCUACAUGCAAGGUCCUCUGAUCACCCUCAGGUUAUAGGUGAGGAGCCCAGGCUGAAGGAGUAAAAUGACUUAUCCACUGUCACCCAGCUAAGAAGUGGCAGAGCUGGGACCCAAACCAGGGCUUUCUGACUCAAAUUCAUGUUCCUUAUCUCCUUAGUCCCAUAUUCAGUCAGACUCAUGGAUGUUGACUCACAUUGACAAAAUUCACGUGAGACUGAUGUCUAAAUCUUGAGUGCCAGUUUGUUCAAUCAGGGUAAGUGGGUACAACCCCAUGUGGAAGUUGGGAAUAAAGGAACAAAGGCACAUUCAAAUUACUUCAUGGAAAAGGGGAUUUGUUUCAACAUUACAGAUGGCUGAGGAUGGGAGCCAUCAGGAGUCUAGGCAGAUCCAAUAGCUGUCUCGUCUUUUUCUGACCCACUGAUUUUGCUUCUCUUGUAACUUUGGCUGGUUGAUGUGAAGCCACAUUGUAGCUUGCUGACCAUGCCAUGAGUUGAGUGCUUUGGUUCAGAUGCCACUAGUGAGCAGCCAGGGUAGGGUGGGGGCACAUAGCUGAUGCCCCAGGCACUGAGGGUGGUGGUUGGCAAUUUCCAUUAGAAGGGUGUGCAAGCGAGCAUUCUGAGGCUUGGCUGGUCUGCUGAGGGCUAGAUGGGGAGUUAGGUGGUUUGCAUACUUAAAGGAAUGAGGCUGAGAUUGCCAAGUUAAAUGGGUUUUAGCUCAUUUGAAUAUUUAAUGUGAAGGCUGUGGUUUCUUAGGGCAUUUUUCCCUCUUGGGGCAGAGUCAGCCAGCCCUUCUCUGUUUCCCAAGUACUUUGUAUCAGCUCCCUCUGGUUAUACCUACUGUGGUAGGGUGAAUAAUGGUCUCCAAACAUGUUCCCAGCUUUAUUCCCAGAAUUUAUGAAUAUGUUCCUUUACAUGGCAAAAGGGACUUUGCAGGUGUAAUUAAGUGAAGAAUCAUGAGAUAGGAAGAUUAUCCCAUUUUAUCUAGGUGGCCCAAUGUCAUCACAAUGUUUCUUUUAAGAGGCACAGGAAGAGUCAGAGUCAGAAGAGAUGGAGUGGUUUUCUUUGAAAACAGUGGAAGGGGCCACAAGCCAAGGAAUACAGGCAGCCACUGGAAGCUGACAAAAAGCAAGGCCCCUCAGAGCCUUCUACAGGAACCAGUCCUUUACGUUACACCUUGACUUUAGCCAAAUGAAACUAAUCUGACUUCUGACCUGCAGAACUGUAAGAGAAUAAAUAUGUGAUGUUUUAAGCCACCCAAUUUGUGGUAAUUUGUUUCAGCAGCCAUAGGAAACCAAUAUACUCACCAAUGGUAGGUGGUCAUCAGCUGCCGAUUUAGGGCCACCCAGCAUCCCUUCCUCUUCCUAAUCUCACAGUCCAAUUUCCUUUUGGGGGAAUUCUUUCCCUAUCACAUGAAGUCAUAGGGGGAGGGGGAGAUGAUAAAUCUCAGUGUCUGCCUGCCCCCCACUAUAGAAGCUGGAGGGGUUCCCUAGUCUCCUUCCUUGGUAGAGCUCUUUCCCCUGACUACCCAGCUGCAGUUGGGCAGAGGACUUUUAUUAAACAUGAGCAAAUGAUGCUAGGAUGGCAGUGUUAGUGGUAGACACAAUAUUGUGCUAAUCUGGGCUCUCUGUACUUCCUGACUUUGGCUUUGGACAAAUUACUUCAAAUUGCUAAGCUUUUAUUUCCUUAUCUGUUAAAUGGGCACAAUAAGAGUACUGAAUUAAUAUGGUGUUUAUAAGAAUUCAAGAGUGGAAAUUUCAUUUAAAGUGCCUGGUAAGGAAGGGAUCCAUCAAUGUUGGCUUCCAUCAUUAAAGGUGGGAGGGUCACAUAAGUAUCCAGAGGGAGCCAUAGAAAGUUCUUUAGCAGGGAAGUAACAUCAUCUGUUCAGCUUUUUGGGGGCAUAUAAGAUGGGUGGUUAAUUGAGAUGCCUUUGAUAAAACAGAUUUGGGGGAUGCCAGGCCUGGGUGGGUGGUGGGAGCAGAGGCAGAGGGGCAUUACACAGUGACUGAAUUAAUUGCCAUUCCCUUUGGAAGAAUGGAUGUGUUGCUCUAUAGUGGACCUGCUGUGCCUAGAUGUUGGUGUAGUGGACAGCUCUUAUCUGUAUCAAUCCUGAACCUGAUGCCUCUUGUGGUAAUUAUAGCCCUAUUUUUCUGGGAGAGGCAUCCCUUCUUUCACUUGCCCUUACCCCACGUCCUUCUGGUGGGGGCUGACCCUGUUCUCUUACUAGAAGGACUCCUUAUAGCCAGAUCUGGCCAAUCUUGUAAUUGGCUCAGGCAGAUGAAUGUGACCCAAAUGGGUGCAAUGAAAGUCAACUUGAGAUUGGCUGGAAUUACUGGGAUUCAGCUCCUACUUUUCUAGUCAGAUAUGACCUAGGAGAUGCCCAAGACACUUUGUGGAGAGAAAUGCAUGAAUGAAGGCAUCACAGAGGGAAGCAGAGCUGAGAGACUGUAUAAAGACUGAGGUUAUUUGGAGCACUUGGAUCCUGCUAUGCCUGAAGUGAGAUACUGCCCCUGGACUUUAUUCCCUUUAUUGUUUUACUCCAGGUGUUUCCCGCCUUCUCCCCUUCUCCAAUCACUUGUUUCUGGAAAAGGCCAGACUAAUAAAUUCAAACAUUUACAAACUC
Messenger RNA from Camelus dromedarius (Arabian camel), 5508 nucleotides. It is a transcript of the gene CHEK2, whose product is annotated as checkpoint kinase 2. The transcript is spliced from 15 exons. Gene Ontology annotation, molecular function: protein binding; protein serine/threonine kinase activity; ATP binding. Lineage: Eukaryota; Metazoa; Chordata; Mammalia; Artiodactyla; Camelidae. Bases 447 to 2108 code for a protein of 553 amino acids. Gene Ontology annotation, biological process: protein phosphorylation; mitotic DNA damage checkpoint signaling. The record is from RefSeq and is a predicted model, not a curated record. Gene Ontology annotation, cellular component: cytoplasm; nucleus.